UGUGCAGCAUCCACAACUGCGGUCCAGCUUUUUGCUGUAUCUCUUGCUCUCUCUUUCUCUCCUUUUCUCAUAUUGCGUGUGCGGAGCUCCUCGUUCGGAGCGUGUCUCGGGAUGCGUCGCGUCGAUUAGUGGUGGUGAAUCGAGUAAUCCCGAUAAUCUCGUCCCGCCGCCGAUAUCAGGGGCAGGUCGAGCAGGAAGUCUGCGCGCUUGCUGGCCGAUGAAGGCACGUAAGAGCCGCGACAAACGUAAGUCCUGAAGGCAAGAACGACCGUAAAACGAAAGAAAGAAAGGCUGCUCCGCGAUCGAGCUCUUCCUCCUGCUUCCUCGCCUCGUGUCCGUGCGACACCGUUCAAUAUAUGUGCCACUGCCGUUGACUUGGACCAGUCGAUCGACUACUCAGCGGAGAGCGUCGUUGACAAGCAGAGCGACAGCCGGGGGGUGAUAACUGCCGAAUGCAGCACCAAGAAGGAGAACUUGAUGGACUCGGGGGCGUUUUAGGGAGCUCCGGGGGCGCCGCGCUCGCUCUUAGCGGUCGACACAAGCCGGAGGAGCUCGCCACCCUCGCGGCCACCACCAGGUUCUCGCGGAAGGAAAUCCAGCUGAUUUACCGAGGUUUCAAACAGGAAUGCCCGACCGGUCUGGUCGACGAAGAUGCUUUCAAACAGAUCUUCUCGCAAUUCUUUCCGCAGGGAGACGCAAGUCAAUACGCUCAUUAUGUUUUCAACACCAUGAAGAGGAAACCGUCCGGCAAGAUAAGCUUUGAGGAAUUCCUCACUAUAUUGUCGAAGGUGUCAAGAGGAUCGGUGGAGGAGAAGUUGCAAUGGGUAUUUGGUCUGUACGAUCUGGAUGGCGAUGGCUUGAUAAGUAAAGAGGAAAUGCUGGAUGUUGUGGGCUCCAUUUACGAGAUGUUGGGUCGUUACACGCAACCGCAAAUCCUUGAGCCGCAUGUGGCCGCUCGCGAACACGUCGAUCGUAUCUUUCAUUUGAUGGACGCGAAUAAGGACGGUGUGGUGACUAUCGAAGAGCUGGUGCAGUGGUGCUCCAAGGAUGAGCAAUUGUUGCGAAGUCUCGAUACUCUGGACACCGUAUUAUGA
Messenger RNA from Atta colombica, 1094 nucleotides. RefSeq names its product Kv channel-interacting protein 2-like. Gene Ontology annotation, molecular function: calcium ion binding. Bases 453 to 1094 code for a protein of 213 amino acids. The record is from RefSeq and is a predicted model, not a curated record. Lineage: Eukaryota; Metazoa; Arthropoda; Insecta; Hymenoptera; Formicidae. The transcript has 5 exons.